Molecule: messenger RNA, 6254 nt
Organism: Lagenorhynchus albirostris (white-beaked dolphin)
Lineage: Eukaryota; Metazoa; Chordata; Mammalia; Artiodactyla; Delphinidae
Gene: SNTB2
Product: syntrophin beta 2
Exons: 8
Coding region: 24-1646 (540 amino acids)
Cellular component (GO): dystrophin-associated glycoprotein complex; intracellular anatomical structure; synapse
Molecular function (GO): protein binding; structural molecule activity
Source: RefSeq, a predicted model, not a curated record
AGCGCCGAGGCUGCCUGACUGGAAUGAGGGUAGCUGCGGCGACUGCGGCGGCGGGAGCGGGGCCGGCCAUGGCGGUGUGGACGCGGGCCACCAAAGCGGGGCUGGUGGAGCUGCUCCUGAGGGAGCGCUGGGUCCGAGUGGUGGCCGAGCUGAGCGGGGAGAGCCUGAGCCUGACGGGCGACGCCGCGGCGGCUGAGCCUGAACCCGCUCUCGGGCCCGCGGCGGCCGCCUUCAACGGCCUCCCGAACGGCGGCAGCGCGGGCGACUCACUGCCUGGGAGCCCGAGCCGCGGCCUGGGCCCCCCGAGCCCACCCGCGCCGCCGCGGGGCCCGGCGGGCGAGGCGGGCGCGUCACCGCCCGUGCGCCGGGUGCGGGUGGUGAAGCAGGAGGCGGGCGGCCUGGGCAUCAGCAUCAAGGGCGGCCGCGAGAACCGGAUGCCGAUUCUCAUCUCCAAGAUCUUCCCGGGACUGGCGGCCGACCAGAGCCGGGCGCUGCGGCUGGGCGACGCCAUCCUGUCGGUGAACGGCACCGACCUGCGCCAGGCCACCCACGACCAGGCCGUGCAGGCGCUGAAGCGCGCGGGCAAGGAGGUGCUGCUGGAGGUUAAAUUCAUCCGAGAAGUAACGCCAUAUAUCAAGAAGCCAUCGUUAGUAUCAGAUCUGCCAUGGGAAGGCACAGCUCCCCAGUCACCAAGCUUUAGUGGCAGUGAGGACUCCGGUUCUCCAAAACACCAGAACAGCACCAAGGACAGGAAGGUCAUCCCUCUCAAAAUGUGCUUUGCUGCUAGAAACCUAAGCAUGCCGGACCUGGAAAACAGAUUGAUAGAGCUACAUUCUCCUGAUAGCAGGAACACGUUGAUCCUACGUUGCAAGGAUACAGCCACAGCACACUCCUGGUUCGUAGCUAUCCACACCAACAUAAUGGCUCUCCUCCCACAGGUGUUGGCUGAACUCAAUGCCAUGCUUGGUGCAACCAGUACAGCAGGAGGCAGCAAGGAGGUUAAGCACAUUGCCUGGCUGGCAGAACAGGCAAAACUAGAUGGUGGAAGACAACAGUGGAGACCUGUCCUCAUGGCUGUGACUGAGAAGGAUUUGCUGCUUUAUGACUGUAUGCCGUGGACAAGGGAUGCCUGGGCAUCACCGUGUCAUAGCUACCCUCUUGUUGCCACAAGGUUGGUUCAUUCUGGCUCCGGAUGUCGAUCACCCUCACUUGGAUCUGACCUUACGUUUGCUACCAGGACAGGCUCUCGGCAGGGCAUUGAGAUGCAUCUCUUCCGGGUGGAGACGCAUCGGGAUCUAUCGACCUGGACCCGGAUACUUGUUCAGGGUUGCCAUGCUGCUGCUGAGCUGAUCAAGGAAGUCUCUCUAGGCUGCACGUUAAAUGGCCAAGAGGUAAGACUCACUGUCCACUAUGAAAGUGGGUUCACUAUCUCCAGGGAAAAUGGAGGUUCCAGCAGCAUAUUGUACCGCUACCCCUUCGAAAGGCUGAAAAUGUCUGCUGAUGAUGGCAUCAGAAAUCUGUAUCUGGAUUUUGGUGGUCCUGAGGGAGAACUGACCAUGGACCUGCACUCCUGUCCGAAGCCGAUAGUAUUUGUGUUGCACACAUUCUUGUCGGCCAAAGUCACUCGCAUGGGACUGCUUGUAUGAGCAGCAAAAAAAUCAGUAAAGAGCCUUGAAUGUCACAAGAAGUAUUUCCACCUCAAAAAAAAAAAAAAAGCACAAAAAGAAAGCUCUUUGCUCUCUCCUCCAGCACAGUGCCUUGACAAGGACCUACAAAUCACUGCUGAACUGUAACCAUGUUUAAAGAAGAGCUUGCCUUUUUCAAACUACCUUGCCAGAAAUUCUAGGACUCUAGAAAAUUGUUGAGAAUCUGGUGGGCUUCCAUGUGUAGAGUGGAAAGGAGCUGCAUAGUAGUGCCCCCUCGUUCCGAUGGACACUCCUCGUGCCCUCGGGAACCGGGGCUUAGACGUCUUCUCCACAUUCCACACAGAGGCCUACGAGCAGCCAAUUGGUGUGUGAAAAUUCUUCCUCCUCAUUCUCUAAAACGUCUCCGCUCCCUCUCCCCCCGGAAAAAAAAAAAAAAAAAAAAAAGGAAAGGAAGAAAAGGCUCAAUUAUACUUUUUCUGGAAAAGGUGAGUCCUUUCCUGAAGUCUUCAAACAAAUCUUACCUGGAAAUUAGUAUCUAAUAUUUUAUAUGAAGAAAUACUUUAAUGUAUGUUUAUACAGUAUUUAUUAGGUAGUUGUAACUAUAAACUCAGCUACCUAGUAGAGUUUCAGAUUAAAUAUUGGGACAUGUACAGGAAUCAAAAAUACUACUUUAAAUGGCAUUCAUCUAUUUUAAAGCCAUGUUUUAGCACUUUUUAGGCUAGCUAAAGUCUGAUAGUGCUUGUUUUUAUCAUCUGUACUCUCACAAAGUUUGUUAUUGACAAUUAUUGCAUGCAGGAGGGAUCAAAUUAUUUAUUAUAUUUUUAUAAGUGGAAAAAUCACUCUAACCAACAAAUGAUUAAAGUUGUUACUGAUUAUUUUCUUAAUUUAUCCUCCUAACAGAAUGGUAACAAAGCUUUUUUCAGCUGAUUAAAUGCACUUAGCUAAUAAACCAAAAUUUACUCUUUAAAAAAAAUUUAAACUGUGUGGAAUCUGGACAAGACUAUGUUUCUCCUAGAAAAAACACAUUUCAUUGUAAAUGGUUUUGAUGGAUAAAAGUGUGUCCACUUUUGAGAAAAGAUUAUAAUGGAUUUUUUUAAUUUUGAGAGAACCUCCAGGUCUCCUUGUUUAAUUUAUAUCCAUAUUUUUAAUUCAAAUUAUCAUGUAAGCUGCUAUGCAAAAUCUAUUAGAAGCCCUACUUACUCAAAGAGUUAAACAUAUUUGAAGCUUUCAGGGAAGACCUGUAGACUUAAGCACUUUCUCUGCUUAUUUUGUAUCUUAGACACUUAUGCUGAAUUAUGUUCUUAUUAUUUUCACUGGUUAUAAGCUAUUGAUUGUACAUAAUAUUUAAACCAUCCAAAUAUCUAGCAUACAUUUUCAUGUCGCUGCCAUCCAUUGUUGACGCCAUGAAUGAAAUGGCUGGUUAGAAAGCCAAAGGUCGUUUUCUUUCAAUAUCCAAUGAAGUAAAAUGCUGGAUCUCUUUGGUCUCAAAGCAUAUUGAGAUCUGCAUAUCUGUGUAAGGAAAAGAGACUUCUUUGGGAUUCUGCUUAAACUUUAAGUUGAAUUUGAUUAUAGUCAUAUUCAUUUGUUUUAUAUAUCUCUAUCACGUAUAUUACGUGCCAGGUGGUAUUAUAUCCUACCUUGAGAUUGGAAAUCUCUUUCAUUUAAAUUUGAAUUCUUAUUGUGGCUUUUUUUUUUUCUCCAUUAGAUCAAAGUAGAGGACUCUGACAUCUGCUACCAUUCUCUCUGUGUCCCUAUUUUAAUUUUUUGAUAAUCUACAAUUAUUUUGUUAUAUAUACUGUCUUUAAAAACUGACAGCAGCAGUCCCCCAACCCCUGCCCCCCUUUUUAAGCUAUAUAUUUCACUGUGCUGGGCAUAGAGACACUCAAUAAAUGUGUGAUGACAGACAAUUCUAAAAUAAUUAUGCUGUAUAUCAGGAUUAUGUGUUUUGAGCAAUAUAGCUAUUACUAUGGUAUAAGGAUAUUCAGUGAAAUUUAUUUUAUACUAGUAAUAGACUACUUAAGUGGUUGAUUUGAAACCCUUUCUCUAAAGCACACACAUACACACAUCUAGCAGAUCAGUGAUAAUUUCAAGUUAAAGUAAGGUACAAUUAAUAGACAAUAGAACACGUCUCUUUUUGACACUAGUUAAACUGCCAACUGGAAGAAUGGUUGUUGUGUAUUAACUUGAAAAAUAUUUUAACAAGAUUUCUUCUUUUAUAAACUUGAUAAACGUGAGCUUAAUUUCUUGUCACCUCUAUUCUUCCUUUCCAUUUUAGGUGACUGAACCAAAGCAUAUUCUGGUUUUAAAAGUGAAUCUACAUUUGAUAUAAUGCAUAAAUAUGCUGUUUGUAAAUGAUUGCUUGCUCUCCAAUGAACAUUUGAUUGUAGUCAACAAAAAUCUACCAAAUGAACUGUAAUCCUUGAAUUGCCACAAAAUAGAUUAGUUGAAACUAAAAGGAUAUAACAGAGAAAUGAUACUUCAUUUUAUUGUAAGAUUAGGUAUUGUGGUAGAUUUCUAACUUCUGAGUCCUGUAAGUACUUUACUCAGUUUUGUAAUAAUCUUACUUCCCUGCCAUUGACACAAAUGCAAAAGUUUUUGAGUCCCUCUUUAUCCUAGUCACAUGUACACCUUUGGAACCUGAUUAUCACCUCUUCCAAAGUGAUAGAAGUCUCUUACGAAUAGACAAAAGGUUCUUUGGGACCCUAGAGAAAUUUUUGAAACUGCAAACCUAAUUAAUGAUAUAUUAAUUCAUGGAUUCUUUCAUCUAAUAAGCAUUUAUUAAUGUACAGUUCUGCACAGGCACUCUGAAAGGUCCAAAAGAAAGUUCCUGCCCUCAAGUAGCACAUAAUCCAUUACUUCUCAAUCACACCAUGCCAUCUAUUUAUCAGUCAGAGGUUAAGUAAUUAACCACCUCAUAUUUUUACCAAAGCAUAUCUGCAGUUCUGCUUAUCUGGCAAAUUGGAAAAUAUUUAAAAGGAUGCUCAGUCUUUGAUCCAUGCUAGCAUGAAAGAACUCCAAGCACAUUUUAGUAGGUUGGUCUUUUCAUCAUGCAUCAUUUUUUAAUUCAAAAUCAGGCUUUAGUUUGUGAAGGAGACUAGUGUAGAAUAUCCUUAGUAAGAUAAAUUACAACGACGACAAAAAGUUAGCUCUAUUGCCCAAAGUGGAUCAAUGAGAAAGUCUUUUUAAAGAAAAGUUUCUUUUAACUGUAAAGAGAAAAGGUAAAUGUAUAUUUCAUCUACCCACUUUAUAGAUUGUGCUGACCCAGUCAUUUUCACAUUUGCAGCCUUUAAACAUCUCAUUUGCUGAAAGUCCUUACAUGUGGUAGAUGGACUGUUGCUCCAUUUGAGAGAUCAAAAUAAUGAAGAUAUUUAAAACUUAGCAAAAUUCCACUUAUUCUAGAACACUCAGACAUUCAAACUCAGUAGAAAGGGCACCUAAAAAAAAAUAAGAGCAGUUGUGUGAAUUUUUCCAUAUUUUCCUUCAGUAACAGUCCCUUUCCAUCUAGCUUGCCUUCCAUCUAUCACUAGAGGCAGCCUUUCAGGCAACAUCCUUUGUCAUGCCCAGAAAGGCCCUGAGAGGUCAGUGAUUGGAAUGGCUUAGGGAACACAGUCUCAUGGGCUCCUUCCCCUUGGUUUUCAGUCCUGGAGUUGUGCACACAAAUUAGGUCAUGCCUUCAAUGUCUUGGUCUUUACUUUAAACCUGCCCUUUGACAAUCAGGUGCUAAUGAUUGUAUACUAUUGGAACCAGCACAUAAGUAUUGUCAUGUUAAGUGUCUGUUCCUCCUAGGUUGGAAGAAGUGCUUUCCUUCUAUCUCAGUCCUGUUCAGGUGGGUGUCAGUUACAUUUUUUCACCUCUGUUUUGUGAAUUAACAGAAUUUGGAGGAGGAGAAAUGAUCUAAACUAAGUUUUGGGUUUGGCAGGAUCAUCAGUCUUGAUGAUACUCUUCACACCUUAAAGCAAACCUGCCCUAUCAUAAGAACCAAUUUCUGAUUGUUUUUCUCUAGUUAGGACUCCAGUGUUAUGUUUACAGUCUGUUGGAUUGGAUUCAGCGUGAUAAGACCUGGGUGCCCAAAGAAUCUGUUUCCCUUGUGGUACCAGACCCAAGGUCCUUUAGAAAAUAAUGUGGCAAACCACUACCUAUAAAGGCCUGUUUUGGCUAAUCUGUGCAAACUUUUAUUAUACCCUCUUGUAUGUAUUCUGUCCUACGCAACUCUCAUUUUUUCAAGUAUUAAGACUUAGAAAGCUAGGAUGACACUUCUACAAAGAAUUAGAAGUAUGUGAUAAUCUAGUGUUUUCCUUCCUUUUGGAACCCUGUAUUUAAACAAGACUUCUUUUUAAGUGUUGUUUAAAAUUUAGGUCUCAAGUCUUCUGGCAUCACCAGACUACCAAAUCAAAACCCAUGGCAUAAAACAGGGCAGUAUUUGUGUUCGUAAUAAUAAGCUUUAUGUGUACUGUGUAAGUAUAAUGCAUAGACAACACUUUCCCUUGAGUUGCACAUCAACAUAGAGCAUUGUACAUUACAAUGAAAUUUGCAACUUAAGGGUAUUAUAUAUAUAAAUACAUAUAUACCUUUGUAACCUUUAUACUGUAAAUAAAAGAACUGCUUUUA